Molecule: messenger RNA, 736 nt
Organism: Mustela lutreola (European mink)
Lineage: Eukaryota; Metazoa; Chordata; Mammalia; Carnivora; Mustelidae
Product: putative ALMS1-like protein
Exons: 1
Coding region: 254-736 (160 amino acids)
Biological process (GO): regulation of centriole replication
Cellular component (GO): cytosol; centriole; centrosome
Source: RefSeq, a predicted model, not a curated record
GACUUCUUGGUCAGAAGAAAAAACAGCAGAGAAAAGACUUCUUGCCAACGAUCUUGGGGACAAAAAGUUAAGGAAGAACAAGCACUGCUUCUGUGAACGAGUUUCAUGGUUUGUUCCCGUGGAAAAUGUGAAGUCUGGUCCUAAGGAAAACCUGCCCCAGCAUCAUGAUCCCAGUAUCUGCUGGUUUGCACCAAUAACCAACACCAAACAGUGGAGGGAACCACUGUGGGAAUAGAACUGGCAGGGAUGCCACAUGCACAGCCAUGGGGCACUAGCAGGCCCAGGCAGAGAGCCACCAAGGCUGUUUGUGAGAGUCACUCUACAGGAAUCCCUUCAGUUUCACAGACCUGACUUCAUCUCCCACUCUGGGGAGCGGAUAAAGCGUCUGAAACUGAGAGUCCAGGAGAGGAAGCUGCAGAAGAUGUUGCAGAGAAAGCGGGAGGCCCUGGUCAACGCUGUGAGAGAACGGCAGGGCCGGGACCCUGCGCACCCGCUUCUGAAAAGAGGCUUCCUGGAUGUCCGAAAGAACAAGCCUAUUGGGAAGAAAGAAAUGAUUCAGAGGUCUAAACGGAUUUAUGAGCCGCUUCCAGAAGUUCAGAGAAAGAGAGACGAGGAGAAGAGGAGAUUGGAAUACAAGUCGGACCGGCUGCGAGCUCAGCUUUUCAAGAAGAAAGUGAACAAUCAACUCUUGGGGAGAAAAGUUCCCCGGAACCGAUAUGAGAUAUCGAGUCCUUAG